Ictalurus furcatus (blue catfish) is the source of this 2295-nucleotide messenger RNA. RefSeq names its product phosphate cytidylyltransferase 1A, choline b (gene pcyt1ab). The transcript is spliced from 9 exons. Gene Ontology annotation, cellular component: endoplasmic reticulum. The coding region runs from base 142 to 1221 and encodes 359 amino acids. Lineage: Eukaryota; Metazoa; Chordata; Actinopteri; Siluriformes; Ictaluridae. Gene Ontology annotation, molecular function: phosphatidylcholine binding; choline-phosphate cytidylyltransferase activity. Gene Ontology annotation, biological process: CDP-choline pathway. The record is from RefSeq and is a predicted model, not a curated record.
AAAAAAAAAAAAUGUAGUUAGUCACUUUACUAAAUCGUACUUCCCGGUUACACACACACACACACACACACAUAUACAUACAUACAUACACCGUCUUCUUCUAAGUCCAGGCACAUCGACUGAACUCUACUCAACAGGGGCAUGGAGGGGCACAGUUCAGGACUCACAAGGAAAAGAAGAAGAGAGGGACCAAACGGAGACACGGACAAGGAGGAACGAGGUGGAAAAAUCCCACGAAGGACUUCGAUCCUGACAGAACCUGCACCCUUCUCUGAUCAGCUGGAGACUAUGUCCACUCCAUACACUCGUGUGAGCCUAGAGGAAGCCCGUUGUGGCACACCAGUGGGCCGUGCAGUGCGCGUGUAUGCUGAUGGGAUUUUUGACAUGUUUCAUUCUGGACACGCCCGAGCUCUGAUGCAGGCUAAAUGUCUUUUUCCAAACACUCAUCUCAUCGUAGGCGUAUGCAGCGACGCUUUAACGCACAAGCUUAAGGGCUUUACUGUUAUGAACGAGGACGAGCGUUACGAUGCAGUGAGUCACUGUCGCUACGUGGACGAGGUGGUCAGGGAUGCCCCAUGGACGCUAACACCAGAGUUCCUGACCAAACACAGAAUUGAUUUUGUUGCCCAUGACGACAUCCCGUACGUUUCAGACGAGAGCGAUGAUGUUUACAAGCACAUAAAGGAGGCCGGCAUGUUCGCACCCACACAAAGGACAGAGGGCAUCUCCACCUCUGACAUCAUCACACGCAUCGUCCGUGAUUACGAUCUUUAUGUGCGACGCAAUCUGCAGAGAGGCUACACUGCCAAGGAGCUUAAUGUCAGCUUCAUUAAUGAAAAGAAGUAUCACCUUCAGGAGCAUGUGGAUAAGGUGAAGCAGAAGGUACGGAACGUGGAGGAGAAAAGUAAAGAGUUUGUGCAGAGGGUGGAGGAGAAGAGCAUCGACCUUAUCCAGAAGUGGGAGGAGAAAUCACGCGAGUUUAUUGGCAACUUCCUGCAGAUGUUUGGGCCAGACGGGGCACUGAAGCACAUGCUGAAGGAAGGGAAAGGACGGAUGCUGCAGGCUAUCAGCCCCAGACAAAGCCCCAACAGCAGCCCCUCACGGGAAGAGCGCUCUCCUUCUCCUACCUUCCGUCUUCCUUUCUUCACCAAGACCCCUCCGUCCUGCUCACCUCCUCACUACAUCGACACACACCGCAUCAGUGAGGACGACGAGGACUAGAGGGCCUCAGGAUUGUAUUCGGGUUUUUAAAUUCCAGACGACAGUGUCCAAUUGACUGUUGAUUGGGAGUCCUAAACUGUAACACGGCUUUAAGUUAAUCUAGUGUAGGAGUCUGACGAGGACUCCAGCACCGGGCUGCAUUAAUUACUGUAUGAAGGGCCAGAUAGAGCUCCAGGAAACAAAUUAUUCUCAGAUUUAAUCAGUAUUUGUUUGCAUCUUUUAUACACAUUUGAUUUGUGCACACGUUCUUAAGUCCAGUAUGACUCACCGCACACUACUGUGACUCUGUGUUACUGUCACAUCACACAUUGGACCAUUGAACCACCUUUUUAGUUCUUUACAUUCCAAUUGUUCAAAUGUAAAAAUGCACGCGCACAUGCACCUCUUAAAACGAACAACGAACAGAUUAGACAAAAAUUAAAUGUACCUCUCAGCCAAGUCCUGUUUGGUGGGUAAAGUUUGCUUCUUUAGUUUUAUACAGGUGUAAAAAGCUUACUAACGAGUAAGGAAAGCUUAUAGCUACCAGUUUAACAGAAACCACAUAAGCAAGUUUAUAUGAAAUGACUUUAUGCAAGUGUAUCAUUUUUGCAUAUAGCUUGUACAAAGCUGUUUAUGUACAAACAGUAUCACGAAGUCUAUUGAUGCGAUAUAUGCAUAUUCAGAUAUGAAGUUUGCAAAAUACUAAACUGGUAGCUAUAAGCAUCUCAUGCUUGUGAGCUACAUUCUGUGCAAAACUAAAACAAACAGAUGUCUUGGCUGAACAAUUACAUCUGAGGUGAGAGGAAGUGUGUGGAAAUCUUUUUUUUUUUUGGCCAAAUUGUUCCUUUAAAACUUAUUACAUUCCCUUCUGUCCCAACAUAAACCACACGUAGGCUAGAAAACACUGGAUUUACUGCCAUAAUGGAAAACUGAACAGAAUUAUUUUACCGUGAGGGCGAAAGUCAUAGUACGUGUGUUCAAGGCCAAGUGACUAUUUUUAAAUAUCCUAAUUUUAGUAUUCGGUCAUGUUUGCUUAAUAAUCACUGUCUUUAAUUUCUAAUCUGUCACAAUAAAUGAAAGUCUUAUUCCUUUUGA